Gilbertella persicaria is the source of this 1007-nucleotide messenger RNA. RefSeq lists its product as uncharacterized. Bases 5 to 733 code for a protein of 242 amino acids. Gene Ontology annotation, molecular function: protein binding. NCBI's taxonomy places the organism in Eukaryota, Fungi, Mucoromycota, Mucoromycetes, Mucorales, Choanephoraceae. The record is from RefSeq and is a predicted model, not a curated record. The transcript has a single exon.
CAAGAUGGACUUGUUAUCAUUACCAGACCAAAUCCUGACUUGUAUCACUUUAAAUCUUCAAUUGAAAGACCUGCUUGCCCUUGGAGAUGUUCAUUCUCGUUUACGCGAACUAGUUUACAAGAAUCCCGAGAUAUGGACCAGUGACUUGCUGUUUCCAGUCCAAGACCCCAAUAUCACAGACAAGUUUAUCAAAACAAUUGUACCGCGCAUUACUCGGCAUUACGGUAUUCUGGAUCUCAAGAUGAUCUGCUUGCCUCUGAGUUGGAAAGGCUACCUGAUGAUAUUUGAUCAAUUUGCGCAUUCCGUCAAACAUAUUGAGAUACAGGCAACCACAAGGAGUUUGGCUGCAUUGGCACAUCAUCUGUCUGUCUUUGCCGGUAAUUUAACACUAUUGCAACGCACAAACAAGAUUCCAAUUACUUUUCGACAAUAUGCUUUGGAUGAAGACGAUGACUAUGCAUUAGGCGAUAACUUGUUACACAAUCUGAAAGAUCAAUUCAAACAUACAAAACUCGAUGAUCCUCCUUUUGAAAGACUUGAAAAGUUUCAAGUGAGUCUAGUUGAUCAAGAAUCAUCUCAUCUUGUUCAACAAUUACAUGUCUUGACAUGUUUCCUAUCAGGAAGACCUGUAGGGGAAUCUAAUAAACGAAUGAGAGAAGAUUAUCCUUUUUGUUCUAACAAGCAUAUCAGACAUGAGACUCAUUCUCAAGCACCACAUUACUUAUACCAAUAAAAUAAAAGCUUUCUUCUUUGGUCUUGAGAAAGAGCAUUUACUUAUAUUAUGAAACCAUUGAAGGCAGAUAACUGUAAAAUAGAGUCUGUAGCAUAUAUAGUGUGGCCCUAAAUGAACUUACUCUAUUGUUUAUGACAUGAAAUAAAAAUCUGCUUGACACGUCAUGAAGCAGUAUGAUUGGGCAACGUAUGGAAAAGCCCUUUGGUCUAUUUAAACACCGCACCAUUUCAUUAAACAGCAACCUGCAACACAAGAAAGGUUCAUCUCUUGCUCU